AUGGAGCAAUUCAUCUGGGGACUGGCGCCUCAGGCCCUGAGCUUAAUGACGGCAUCAACGCCACCAACAACUAUUGAUGUGAGUAUCAUGAGUUUGGCACUCGCUAAGGAAGCACUUAGAUUGGAAAGACUUUCGACCCCUAACGAGAAGAUAGAAACUCAGAUGGAGUCAACUGGAAAGAACAAAAGGAAGCUCAUUGCUUUCCAAGGAGGUGUUCGGGCGAAUAACAAAAACAAGGCCAAAAAGGGAAAAGAGUACAUGGGAAAACUACCUAAGUGUGAAAAAUGUCGACGUCAUCAUACCGGGCAAUGUAGAAAUGAAAAGUGUGAUAACUGUGGCAGAGUGGGACACUGCAAGGAGAUGUGUUGGCGCCGGACGAGACGUGGAAAUCAAGGUCAAGUUGGUAGUAGAAAACACGGAGUAAACAACGACAACAGUGACUAUCGGGGCAGAAAUGGCGAUAAUCAAGAACGUAGACAAGGGUGUUUUAACUACGGUGACGUGGGGCACCUUCGGAAAGAUUGCCCAAGGGAGAUUAAGCAAGACCGUGAAGGAGCAUUCAACAAUGGAGCUUGUGAAGCAUGCUAG
Helianthus annuus (common sunflower) is the source of this 588-nucleotide messenger RNA. RefSeq names its product cold shock protein 1-like. Lineage: Eukaryota; Viridiplantae; Streptophyta; Magnoliopsida; Asterales; Asteraceae. The record is from RefSeq and is a predicted model, not a curated record. Gene Ontology annotation, molecular function: nucleic acid binding; zinc ion binding. The transcript has a single exon. The coding region runs from base 1 to 588 and encodes 195 amino acids.